AUGACCACUGCUAUGCCUGCCUUGCAGGCUCUUACAGACGAUGUUGCCCUCUAUAUGUCCGGGAGACUCCGCUACAACAUCUUGCAGGAGGGUCCGAACGACUUCCCACCAAAGGAGCUAGGCGAGGACCUUGUCACCGCAUGCGAACAGGCUAUUUCGGUGAUAACGGAGGCAUGGAUGGCGAAGCCUAUUCAAGUGGACUGGCAUAUCGAGGAGUUCGUUAAGGAGUUGGGAUCACGACCUACAGGAAUGAAUGAAGUUUUGGAGGCGGACUUAAUGAAGAAGUUUCCACCUGCAUAUCCCUCUGAACGGGAGGUUGUGGAAGGAAGGCCCUUGAGAGUUCUGGAUGUCCGCGGCUUUACGCUGGCUUGGUAUUUGCCUGAGGCAAUAUCGGAAACUGUUCAGAACCGUCUUAUAUGUGCAUUGGCCCAUCUUAGGCCCUACUUGAAAGCUAACCCUCCUCGAAGCGGAGGCGGAUGGCGAAAUGACACAAGUGGCUACCACCUUUAUCAUAAAACUAAGGCACUUGCCUGUAGAGCUGUGUGUAUAAGUCCACAAGUUUUAUGAAAGGCCUUUCAUAGGUGUGUCCUGUGUCUUUCUUUCUCAUAAAGGCUAUGUUCUUCUCAUAAGAUAUAGGCAAGGCCACAGAGUGCUUUUCAUAAUUAAACCUGUGCGCUUUCAAUAGGUAUUUCAUUCACUGGGUUAGGUGUAUUCAUUGCCUUUUUCAUAAUUAAUGGUGUGCACUUUCAUUGAAUAUUUCAUUAGGAAUUUUGGGCGCUUUCAUUGCUUUUUUCAUAAUUAAUCCUGUGUGAUUUCAAUAAAUAUUUCAUUCACU
Laccaria bicolor S238N-H82 is the source of this 835-nucleotide messenger RNA. RefSeq lists its product as uncharacterized. The transcript has 3 exons. The record is from RefSeq and is a predicted model, not a curated record. The coding region runs from base 1 to 567 and encodes 188 amino acids. NCBI's taxonomy places the organism in Eukaryota, Fungi, Basidiomycota, Agaricomycetes, Agaricales, Hydnangiaceae.